AUGAGCGCAAAUAUAAUGGGCCCUCAUUUGGUGAAUGGAGCGACUGGAGACUCAAGCGCUCAUGGAAACCUUGGCCAGCAUUCGUUACCCCGCUCUGCUGUGAACGCCCGCAACGCGACUGUCGAAGCUGCGGUUGCUGCAGCAGCCGCUUCAGCUGAAAAGGCAGUAGCAACUGAGGCCGCCGUCAGUGCCGCCGAGAAGGCGGCUGCUGCGGCUAUGGCAGCUGCUGCUUCGACUCAAUCUUCAGAUCGCCAACGGAUCAAUGAUUUGGAGACCUUGACAACACGUCUUCGCCUCGAAGUGGAUCGCUCAAGGCAAUCACAAACUGAGGCCGAACGCCGAGCAAAUGCCCGA
Protopolystoma xenopodis is the source of this 354-nucleotide messenger RNA. The record is from the annotation of a GenBank genome assembly. NCBI's taxonomy places the organism in Eukaryota, Metazoa, Platyhelminthes, Monogenea, Polystomatidea, Polystomatidae.